AUAGAAAUACACUACAAAAAAUGCGCUAUUUACCGACGGAAUUACCGACAUACACAAAUCCGUCUGUGAUUACCGCCGGAAUACCGAGGGAACAGUUCCGUCGUGCCGUCGCCGAGCUGCAGCCUACGCCGUCGCCGAGCUACAGCCUGCGCCGUCGACGAGCUACAGCCAUCGCCGUCGCUGACCUACAGCCACCGCCGUCUCCUCCCCUCAAAUCGGCGGCAUUCUGUUUUCUCGACUCCACCCUUGUCCACAGCUCUAACCUCCAAUUUUUGAAGAAUUAAGGUUGGAUUUGGGGGAAUUGGUUGAGUUUUUCUUAAAUUGGAUUUGCUAGGGUUCAUUUGAGCGCUCUCUUCCACCACUCUUUUACUUCACAUUUUCACAGAGAUGUUAAUGCUUUGGUCUAACUAAUUUUUCACAGGUGAUCUCUUUCAUGGUGAUGAGGUAUUCUAAAAGGUCUUUAGGUCAUAUAAAGAGAGGAGAAAAUGCAAGAACUACAUACAUACAAUAAUAAAACCCGGUGGUAAUUUGCAGACAUAAUUAUGACAACGAUGAUUGUCUCUUAUUCAACGAGCGGAGCUAGGAGAUUUAUAGCUUGGAGUUGAAGAGAAGAAUUUAGCUCCAAGGGAAUUAUAAAAAUGAGUGGAAAUCGCCAGUGGAUGUAUAGACGUAUACUUCCACAUGGUGAAUUUAAUCCAGAAUUUUUGGAGGGACUUGACAAUUUCAUCAAGUUUGCAAGUGGUAAACCUGCAUAUAUGGAUGGAGACAAAAUCAGAUGUGCCUGUAAAAAAUGUGAUAACAAGUGCUUUAGAGACACAGAUGAAGUAGAGUAUCAUAUUUCCAGGUUUGGUUUCGUAAAGAAUUACCACAUAUGGAGGUUUCACGGUGAAAGAUCAAUAGAACCAUCUGAAAACAUAGUCGAAAACACAGUCGAAAACACAGUCGAAUCAGAAUCAGAAUCAGAAUCAGCUGGAAACAUCGGAAUGGAUUUUGAAAUUGGAGCACCUAGCACUUACCACACAAUGGUAUUAGACGUUGGUGGUCCUCAAUUUAACAAUGAGGAGGCAGAAGAGCCACCAAAUCCUAAUGCCCAACAGCUUUAUGAUAUGUUAGAUGCAGCUGAUAAUGAGUUGUGGUCUGGUUGUAGGAGACAUUCACAAUUGUCAUUUGUGGUUCGACUAAUGAGUCUUAAGGCAGAGUAUCACUGGCCGGAGAGAUGCUAUGAUCGGCUUACUGAGUUGAUAAAAGAGGGGUUGCCCGAUGGGGACUUAUUACCUAAUAGCUAUUAUAAAACCAAAAAGCUAUUGCGUGGCAUGGGAUUACCAGUUGAAAAGAUUGAUUGUUGUCCAAAUAACUGUAUGAUCUUUUGGCGGAAUGAUAGUGAACUACAUACAUGUAGAUAUUGUGGGACUUCACGUUUUAAGGAACAAUCUGAAUCCCACAAGAACAGACAAGUGGCAGUGUCAAAGAUGUAUUACUUUCCUUUGACUCCUCGACUGCAAAGAUUGUAUGCAUCUAAAGCCACAGCAGCAGAAAUGCGUUGGCAUGCUACAUCAAUAGAUGAUGAGGUGAUGCGACAUCCGGCCGACUCUCUAGCGUGGAAGCACGUAAACAAUAUUUUUCCAGAUUUUGCAUCAGAAAGUCGUAACGUGCGACUUGGUCUUUCAACUGAUGGUUUUCAGCCGUUCGGACAAUUAGGACAACAGUACUCCUCGUGGCCGGUUAUUUUAACUCCCUACAAUCUUCCUCCUUGGUUGUGUAUGAAGGAGCAGUUCAUGUUUCUCACAGUUUUAAUUCCUGGUCCACGUAAUCCUAAAGAGAAGUUGGAUGUUUUCCUUCAACCAUUGGUAGAAGAAUUGAAUCAAUUGUGGGAAGUAGGCGUGUCCACCUAUGAUAUUUCAUUGAAGCAAAAUUUUCAAAUGCGAGCAAUGUUGAUGUGGACCAUAAGUGAUUUUCCAGCAUAUUCUAUGUUGUCUGGAUGGAGUACUGCUGGAAGAUUGGCUUGUCCUCACUGCAUGGGAAACACUGAUGCAUUUACGUUGGAGAAAAGUGGCAAACAAUCAUGGUUUGACAAUCAUCGAAAAUUCUUGCCCCAGAAUCAUCCUUAUCGAAAGAACAAAAGGGCGUUUCGAAAGAAUAAGAUGAUUUUAGUGGACCCACCAGAAUCAAAAUCUGGAGAAGAACUCUUGAAUGAGAUAGAAAGAUUGGGUCUAGUUAGAGUGAUGGAGGACUCUAAUGGGAUGAAUAGAAUUUUGUCUAAUCGUGCUAGUUCAGGUUGGAAGAAAAGAAGCAUAUUUUGGGAUCUCCCCUACUGGAAAGACUUGUUGAUUCGACAUAAUUUGGAUGUAAUGCAUAUUGAAAAGAAUGUGUUUGAUAAUAUCUUCAACACAGUGCUUAAUGUCCAAGGGAAGACUAAAGAUACAACUAAGUCGAGGGAAGAAUUGAAUCAAUAUUGUGCAAGACCUGAAUUAAAGCGCGAUGAAACAACAGGAAUGUUUCCAAAAGCUUCAUACACCCUUGACAAUCGUGAGAAGAAGGUCUUAUGUGAAUGGGUGAAAAGUCUUAAGUUUCCGGAUGGAUAUGUAUCUAAUUUGGGUAGAUGUGUGGACUCGAGUAAACUCAAGUUGUAUGGAAUGAAAAGUCACGAUUGCCAUAUAUUCAUGCAACGCAUACUUCCUGUUGCAUUUCGUGAGCUUCUUCCACAAAAUGUUUGGAAAGCGAUUACAGAUUUGAGUAUGUUUUUCAAGAACUUGACAACUCGAGCAGUUAGAAUGGAUGAUAUGUGCAGGCUUAGUGAUCAUAUUCCGAUAAUCUUAUGCAAUCUUGAGCGUAUCUUUCCACCUAGUUUUUUUGACUCAAUGGAACAUCUGCCAGUUCACUUAGCCGAUGAAGCUCGCCUUGCUGGUCCUGUUCAAUAUCGAUGGAUGUAUCCAUUUGAAAGGUAUCUUAAGAGGUUGAAAAACAAUAUAAAAAAUAAAGCUCGAGUUGAAGGCUCCAUAAGCAAUGCUUAUUUGCUAGAAGAAGUGUCUACAUUUGGUUCAUACUAUUUUGAGGAUCAUGUGAGUACCAAGAUAAGGAACGAGCCUCGUAACUGUGGUGGAGAAAGUUGUAGUGGCAUUAACGAGGAUCCAGAUGCUCCUUCUAUUUUCAAAGAAACAGGACGUCCACUUGGAAAAAUGUCAGUAAGAUAUUUGGACAGUUCAGAAUACAAGGCUGCACAUACUUAUGUUCUACUCAAUUGUCCCGAAGUUUCAACCAUUUAUCUGAAGUUGUUUGAAGAUGAAAUGCUAUCAGCAAAUCCAAGACUAUCAGAUUCUGAUCUAGGAGACAUGGUUGACACACAAUUUGCUGAAUGGUUCAAAAGAUUUGGAGGGAAUCAGGGCCCCUCUGACAUGAACAAAUAUAUCCAAGAUCUAGCAAAAGGGCCUUUAGUAAAGGUCAAAACAUAUCAUGGGUAUGUUAUUAAUGGAUAUAGGUUUCACACCAUAACACGUGAGUCAAGUCAAGCCACGAUGAAUAGUGGAUUGUGCAUUAAAGGUGAGAUAUAUGGCAAUGAAGAGAUGAACUUUUAUGGAAGAUUAUUGGAGGUUUGUGUAUUGGAGUAUCCUGGUUUCCCACUUAAGAGCAUCACAUUAUUUAAAUGUGAAUGGUUUGAUCCAUCACCUUCUGGGACAUUAAUUCAUAAGGACUUCGGAUUGGUUUCUAUAAACCACACUCGCAGGUUAUCCAAGUUUGAACCAUUUGUGUUAGCGAAUCAAGCUAAUCAAGUGUAUUAUUGUUCGUAUCCUAGCAUGAAUCAAUCAAGAAAGGAUUGGUGGGAAGUAUGCAAGGUCAAAGCAAGAUCUAAAGUUGAAGUUCCAAAUCCGGUAACAUCUUCAACAGUAACUGAACAACCACCGUUUCAAGAGGAUGAAUUGCAUAUGUCAUUGUUGGAUUGUAACCAAACGAUAGGUGAUAGCAUUCCAGUACUUCAUCCAAAUGGUGGAAUGGUCGACAUCGAUGAUUAUGAUGGAUACCCUUCAGAUGAUAGUAUAAUAAUUUCUGAUGAUGACAAUAUUGCAAAUGAUGAUGAUGAUAUAUGAUAAGAUAUGGAUCGUCGCGUUCGUCAUGCUAUAGGUAGUGGACAGACCAGCAACUCAUCUCAUACAAGACAUACUCAAACGCAGUCAGCACAAACUUCUGGUGAAAGGGAAGAGGAGACCGUUGAAGCAACUUCUACUAUGCUUGAUAGUAGGAUUCCACUUCAGAGGAAUCCAUAUACUGGG
Salvia hispanica is the source of this 4265-nucleotide messenger RNA. The record is from RefSeq and is a predicted model, not a curated record. Lineage: Eukaryota; Viridiplantae; Streptophyta; Magnoliopsida; Lamiales; Lamiaceae.